AUGGAACGUAUUGAAGGAAAAUAUUUUGUGAUCACAUUAGAUCAAGAUUGUACAUAUUAUGAAGCCACCAUGUUUAAAGACAAUCUAACAUUAGCCGGUGGACAAGUUGUUAAUGAAAAUAAACUGGAGAAAAGUUUUGAUGUUAGAUUACCUCCUGGAGGUCUUGAAGAUUUAGAUGAAUCCUUUGUUCGGCAUAUUCAUAAUAUCGAACCUAAGAAGGGUUCACGGGAUAUUCUUAGUCAUGAGAGAUAG
Messenger RNA from Hemisphaericaspora subhashii, 252 nucleotides. RefSeq lists its product as uncharacterized. NCBI's taxonomy places the organism in Eukaryota, Fungi, Ascomycota, Pichiomycetes, Serinales, Debaryomycetaceae. The coding region runs from base 1 to 252 and encodes 83 amino acids. The transcript has a single exon. The record is from RefSeq and is a predicted model, not a curated record.